Messenger RNA from Erigeron canadensis, 426 nucleotides. RefSeq names its product probable calcium-binding protein CML44. The record is from RefSeq and is a predicted model, not a curated record. Lineage: Eukaryota; Viridiplantae; Streptophyta; Magnoliopsida; Asterales; Asteraceae. The coding region runs from base 1 to 426 and encodes 141 amino acids. Gene Ontology annotation, molecular function: calcium ion binding. The transcript has a single exon.
AUGACUACCUUUAGUGCCAAUGACAUCCGUUUAAUGUUCAACAAACUAGACCGAAAUGGUGAUGAUACCGUGAGCAUUGACGAGCUACAAUGGCUUCUUGGCUCUAUGAAACUUGGUUCAAGUCCAAAAGAGCUUGAGUGUGUUGCCGGCAAAAAGAAUCUCAACUUCGAUGAGUUUAAAAACUUGUUUGAUAGUAUAUGCCUACAAGAGGCACAUGACUCGGAGAAUGAUCUGUUGAAGUCUUUUGAAGUGUUUGAUAAGAACCGUGAUGGCUUCAUUUCUUGUGAUGAGUUGUGUAAUGCAUUGUCAAUCUUGGGAUUAAUCGACGAACGUGACGGAAUAGAUGUCAAUAUGAUUAUCAAAGCUUAUGAUUUGAACUCCGAUGGCUUAUUGGAUUUAGACGAGUUCAAGAGAAUGAUGUUGUGA